Molecule: messenger RNA, 3004 nt
Organism: Cryptococcus deneoformans JEC21
Lineage: Eukaryota; Fungi; Basidiomycota; Tremellomycetes; Tremellales; Cryptococcaceae
Exons: 4
Coding region: 126-2969 (947 amino acids)
Source: RefSeq, a predicted model, not a curated record
GCUCCCUUCUCCGCCCUCCACUUUCCAUUCUCCAACCUCCCAAAAGCAUCUGUUUUCCUCCCAGGGGCAUUUGUUUUGCUCACGUGCGCAUCGCCCUUCCUUCCCGUAUCCCACGCGUCAUCAACAUGGAAACGGAGUUGGUCAACCACGGCGACGUCUUUAGCUCUUCACCGGGCAGAGCUCAAGAACACGAACAGUACAAGCGUACAAAAUCGGAUAACGCCAAUAGCUCUGUGGAGACCAGGUUCAUCUUCGGGGGGGACAAAGGCCAGGUAUCAAUAGGAAGCAUGUUCAUCCCCAAAAAGAAACCGCUUGGAAUGACGAGGCGACAAGUUGUUCCCACCGGUUCUCUGAGCUCUGUUGGUUAUCAAGGGGCUGCAGAAACCUCUGCUACGGACCUAAGGCGGCAACGCCAGAUGGGAAUGGAUAAGGGUGAGAAUGAAUUAAGAGCCUUGGGUCUGACCUCAAGAGCAGAGUUCGAAAACGGCAAAGAGGAACGUAAGGCGGGGAAAACCCGAGAACGAGAUCAGGACAAGCGGCGAUUUCAGAAAGGGGCUUUACACACUUCGCGUGUAUCCAGGUCUUGCUCCGCGGCCCAUGAUUUCUCCGACGAGUCAGACACAAAAAGUCCAGAAAGUUUCAAGAAGAGAUCUUUGUUGUCAUCAAAUCGAGAGGCAGACAGAGUGUUUGAACAGCUCCUAGCAACAGAGCAGAAUUUGGAAAAAUUGUACAAUCAAACAACAUCAGGUGCCAGAAGUGGUGUCACUUCUCGAAAAGCUGUUGAUGCGACCAGAAAGAAAGGCAAAGGACGAGAGUCUGAGCCUGUAGAUCUAAGGUCUCCUACAAAGCCAACAUCAGCAUUCAAAAGCAGUAACCGUGGGACUACAUCGAGCAAUAGAGCCGAAUCUAAUGCCAGGCGCUCCAAUGCUCUGAGACCAACCAGCUCUUCGCGAUCGCGCUCUCCUCAUAAAACCAAGGAGACAUCCAAGACCAAGGGGAGAAGUACCCUCGAUGGCGUACCGCGUAAUCGUCUUGUUUCUGUUACUAAAUCAGAAAUCAACGAUCGUCUAUCAUCUACGGUCGUUGAAGUCAGCGACACCGAGAAUGAUGAAGAUGAUGAACUUGCGUUGGGGAGCACACCACCCAAGCAUCAAUCAGAAGGUUAUAGAGACAAGGCUUCAGCUGCAUCCAGUUCGUCACUGUCCAAUGGGAAAGCGAAUGACGUGGAUGCCUUCAGUUUGAUGUACGGCUCCCAGGCGCCCACCAAACCCAUCAGAAAUGGAAGGCGUCUGGGCAGAAGAGACAGCGACGUUCUCGUGUCCCCUUCAGACGAGUCAAUGGUCUUUACGCCAAAACCUUCAAGAUCCCUUGCAGCGUCUAAGCGAGCCGAUAGAACCAUCAAUACUACUAAAAACAAAGCGACAAAACGAAGGUCGUCUAACUCUUCCGAUAAUGACGAAACCGUAGUAAGAGUGGGCAAGGGUAAAGGGAGGCCAUUGAGCGUGGAAGACUCCACGCCAAAAUCCAGGAAUAUGAAAUACACACGAGAAGGUGCUUCUAAAGCAGAUGUGAAAGCACAGCAUGAAGACAGCGAUGACGACUAUGUUAUUCACACGAAAAAAUCACCUGUGAAACGGAGAAAGACAACUGUUUCUCAGCGAUAUGGCAAAAAGACCAUCAACUCAGACGACGAAGACACAACACCUGCUCCCUUUGUCCCUGAAAAACUAACACCAGAGACUCAAAAGGAACGCGAAGAUACUACUCGACAGCCUUCAGUUAGAAACAAUGACAAGGGAUUUUAUUUCUUUGAGACCUUAUCAUCAAACAUGGAUUCAUCGGACUACGAUGAAUUUGACGACGAAUUCUUGGACGGCCCUUCAAUAUUGGUCAAUGCAGACGAUGAAUUGGAUGCUGAGAAGAUGGCUUUGCUGGGAGAAGAUGAAUUCACUAAGAAAGAACGGGAAUAUCUGUUGUCUCACAUGGAUUGGACCAAUCUUUGCCCUUACUGCAACUUGCCUCUUCCCAACAAGCCUAGCAAACACCACGAAUACCUCAAAGCUAAAUUACACAAGUUAUCCACUCCUGCCCCAACUGACGAAAAUCCCAAUGCCCGCGCGCUGAGUUGGCAAAAAGCAAUUGAGUUCUGUUCUCUCCAUCAUGCUGAAACUACCAUUAUUCCUUUGGGCAUACGUGCUGGUUUCCCAGUUGACAUCGAUUUUGGAAACCUGGACAGACGGCUAGAGACAGGAUGGAUCAGGAAUGAGCUUGAUAAAAUUGUCAGACAGCCAGAGGAGAGCGCUGUUUUUAGAGAGGUGAAAAAGGAAGUAGAGGAAGUCGGGCGCAUGAAGUGGAGCAGUUUGGCUCAUCAGUCAAAGGAAGAAAGAUUAGCAGCAGUCAAACCCGGGUACUAUGGUGAGCUUGGGAGAAUUAUUAUUACAGAUCAUUUCCAAUUACUUCGCCGAUUGAACUACAUGAUGCCCAAUAUCCCUCCAGCCAAAUCAGCAUCUGAACUCACUCAAGAUGUUGUUACCGCCAUCGAUCCUCUUUCACCCUCCGACUUUAUCGCCAAUGUUCUCGUGCCUGAAGCUGCUAAUUUCCUUAUUAUGCAAGACAGAGGGCGGGAAGGGUUUGAUCAGGCGGCAUACGAAGCGGCCUCCAAGACGAGAACAGAGAGCUCAAAGUAUGGCGAGUGGAAGUUCCCCGAGGCAUCGAAGAGUUCGAAGAGGGUGUUGGAGGAUCUUAGGUCUGGCAUCGACGAUAAGAGAAGGAGGCUGGCGAAGAUACGCGGGAAGAAGAAGAUGAAGUCAGAAAAGGAGAAUCUGGAGUCAGCAGGCGAGAGCGGAGAUAGGCAGGAGGAUUCCAUCGUCGUCGAGGAAUCGUCUAAGGAGGUGCAUCGUUCUAGUAGCUUGUAUGACAAAGGGUGGGAAGAAGAUCAUUGGAAAUCGGCUGCCAAAUUGGUUGAUUGAUGAUGAUAAUAAUAAUGUACAGCGACAAGUAUAAU